AUGGAUGUUAUUAAUGUGCCGCUGUCCGGGCUGACCGCUUAUCCAAGGGUCACAAGCGCAAGUCUAACUGCCUCUGCUCUGCGUGUCUUACAGCUGCUGCCGGCCGACAGACACCGUGGGUCCGACUGCAAGGAGAAGACAUGAGGAAAUCCAUCCGGAGGAUGUUUAACCCUUCGGGGGAUAAGGGGGACAGUGAAUACGAUGGGGUGAUCCUGCAGUCCGACACCAGCCUGCAGGAGGUGGAGCCGCAGCUCAUAUUCAAGUUUAUUGCAGAAGGCAAUGUUUGCAGUGUUCGGAGCUUUAUACUGAAAACUCCUGCAAGUCUGACUGUCAGAGAUGACUCUGAUGCCACGCCACUCCACCACGCUGCGAAGCACGGUUUCUUAGAACUGAUGUUGAUGAUUAUCAAUGAAUCUACUGAUGACGUGAUCAAUGCCGUAGAUUGUACCGGAAACACGCCACUCCAUUGGGCCGUACAGAAAAAUAAAAUUGACAGUGCUAAAAUACUCCUGUCCAGAGGAGCUGACCCAAACGUGUGCAACUUCUACAAACUAUCACCACUGCACUUGGCUAUCCAGUUACAUUAUAACGCCAUUGUUGAGGUAUUGAUUCUUCAUCCUGCUACAAAUAUUGAUCUUGAAGGGGAUCUUGGGAAUACACCAAUAAUGCUAGCAUGCUACAAGGACAACCAUGAAGCUUUGCUGUUACUAAUAAGUCACGGGGCAAAGCUGUGUAAGAGAAAUAAGCUGGGAUUCUAUCCGGUCCACAUGGCUGCAUUCUCGGGGUCUUUAAAAUGCUUGGACAUUGUUUUGAAGACAGCGGAAAAGAUGGGAUACUGCAUCGAGGAGAAUGUGAACUACACAGAUAACGAAAAAAGUAGCCCUCUCCACAUUGCUGUUCAAAAUGGAGGAUUAGAAAUUGUGAAAGCAUUGGUUUCAUACGGUGCUAAAGUUGAUCUUAAACAGAAUGACAAUGCCACCGCACUUCAUUUCGCUGCGACACAAGGAGCAACUCAGAUUGUCAAGUUCAUGAUUUCAUCCUAUACAGGAGAUAAGAAAAUUGUUGAUCUGCCUGAUGGAAACAAUGAGACUCCGCUUCAUAAAUCUGCUUUGUUUGAUCAUGUUGAACUGGCACAGUAUCUGAUAUCAAUGGGAGCAAAUAUUGACGCUGAAGAUGAUGAGAUGCGUACACCUCUUCUAUUAGCCACUUCAUGUUCUGCUUGGAAUAUUGUCAAUCUGCUGCUUUGCAAAGGUGCAAAUGUAAAGCUUACUGAUAACUAUGGAAGGAACUUCCUGCAUUUGGCAGUACUACAGCCAGGAGGCCUGAAAAACAUUAAUAAUGAAUGUCUCCAGAUGGAGAACAUAAAGGCACUAGUAAGUGAUGAAGACUCCGAAGGCUGCACCCCACUCCACUACGCUUGCCGUCAGGGCGUUCCAAACUCCAUCAAUAAUCUGCUUGGUCUCAAUGUUUCUCUUUAUUCAAAAAGCAAAAAUAAAAGAUCAGCGCUGCACUUUGCUGCAUGUUAUGGCCGUAUUAACACCUGCCAGAGACUUCUAAGGUUUGUGUCUGAUACGCGACUUCUCAAUGACGGAGAUGAGAAAGGCAUGACACCUCUUCAUUUGGCUGCAGAAAGUGGACAUGAAAAAAUAGUUUUUCUUCUGCUGAAAAGGGGAGCCCUUCUUUUAAGUGACCACCGCGGCUGGACAGCUCUGCACUAUGCUGCGUUUGGUGGCUAUACCCGCACAAUCAAAGUACUUCUGGAUACUUCUAUUGGUCUAAUUGACAAAGCAGACAAGGAAAAGAAUACAGCGCUGCACCUGGCUGCACUAGAGGGCCACGCCAAGGCAGUGAUCCUCCUCCUGGACAGUGGAGCGGCCAUUACCAUGAAUAUAAAUGGGGCCUCUUUCAUUCACGAAGCAAUACGCCAUGGAAGAAAAGAUGUGGUUCAAGCUGCAAUCCAGAGCGAUAGGUGGGAAGAAGUUUUAUCUGAAUUUUCCCUUGAGUCUAGCUAUGAGUGCCCUAUUAUUGAAAUGGUUUCUUAUCUGCCAGAAAGUUUAAAAACUCUUCUUGACAGAUGCACGGUUGAGGCGAACGUUGACAAGAAAAGUUGUGAUUUUUAUAUUGAAUAUAACUUCAAAUAUCUCCAGUGCCCUCUCAGCUUCCAAAAAGCUAACAAGGCAAAGAAGGACGUGAUUUUUGAACCUUUGACAACAUUAAAUGCCAUGGUGAAUCAUAACCGUGUAGAGCUGCUUUCUCAUCCAGUUUGUAAAGAGUAUUUGCUUAUGAAAUGGAUGGCUUAUGGAUUUAAAGCACAUCUCCUAAACCUGGCAUUUUAUUCACUGGGCUUAAUACCUUUAACCCUGCUGGUCAUGAAUGCUGUUAGGCCAGAAUCCCUCAAUGCGAAUGUGACACAAAAGCCAGGAGCAUUACAACUGAAGGAUAGGUAUUUCACAAGAGUUUGCAUGGGCAUUGUACUUACCACGAGUUCCUUAGGAAUCAUAAAAGAGCUUAUACAGAUCUUUCAACAGAAACUGAAGUACCUGAUGGACAGCAGCAAUAUUAUAGACUGGGCAAUAUAUAUUUCAAGCAUUAUUUUUGUGUCAUCGUUAUGGCGGCCAACGCUAACCAUGGGACAUUGGGAGUGGCAAUUCGGUUCAAUGGCUGUAUUUGCAUCAUGGGUUAACUUUCUAAUAUAUCUUCAAAGGUUUGAAAACUGUGGAAUUUAUAUUGUAAUGUUCUGGGAGAUCUUGAGAACUCUGCUGAGAAUUGUGGUUCUUUUCUUUUUUCUAAUUUUGGGCUUUGGGCUGAGCUUUUUUGUUCUGCUCUAUCCCCAGACAACCUUCAGCAACCCUUACCUGGCAUUAAUGCAGACGUUCACCAUGAUGCUGGGAGAUAUUAACUAUCACGAUGGAUUUCUUCAUCCUCUGCUUGACAACCAAAUAGAAUACCCAUUCUUCACCUUCCUCCAUCUCAUCAUGUUCACAUUGCUGAUUCCAAUCCUCCUUAUGAACUUGCUUAUUGGUUUGGCUGUUGGUGAUAUUGCAGAAGUACAACGAAAUGCAGCACUGAAAAGGAUAGCAAUGCAGGUGAGCCUCCAUACAAAUCUGGAGAAGAAGCUGCCUUACUGGUUCUUGAAGCAUGUAGAUCAAGUCGGUAUUACUGUGUACCCUAACAGACCAAGAAUUUGGGGAAUUGCUUUUAACUCUACUUUUCUUAAGUAUUUUCUCACUUGUGAGAACUUUAAAGCAGAAAUUCCUAGUAGUGACACAACAGUGGAGAUGGAACUUUUUAAGCAAAAAAACAGGUUAAAAGAUCUGUCGUUAAUCAUGCAGAAGCAGCAUGAACUUAUUAAGCUAAUAAUUCAGAAAAUGGAAAUUGUAUCAGAGGCUGAAGAAGAGGAUACUAAUGAUCCCUUUCAAAGCAAAAACAUGAAGAAGCAGAAAAUGGACCGCAAAGAGAGUAAAUGGGAUUGUGUGGUUAAGGCUGUUAAAUGCAAAGGUGUUUAAAUUACAGCAACUGUUUGCUAGAGUGUAUCAACACCAUCAAAUAUUAAUGUGCUGAAUUACUAACUGGAUCCCAAAUGUUUUCCCGUCUCUGCGUUUUUGCAAUAUCCGCAAAAAACGUCUCUCAUAAUAGGUAGUCGUUUACUUAAGAAUAUGGCAUAUAAUAUAAACAUGUAUUUUGUAACAUAAUGAAUGCAAGUUUUAUGUGAACGUUUUCUGUGACAUCUGUUAGGUGGCAUUGCUGGCUCUUGGUAUACUAAAAUCAAUUAAUCUCAAGAACAAACAGUCUCGGCAACUAGUGAUAAAAACAGCAGAGGAGAGGGGUUAUCUCUUCAUCACAUUGAAGAACUGUGUUGUCAGUGCGUAGAAGUUCUUUGAAUCUGUAAUAUGUUACCUGUGGUUCUUACCUAGCUCAUCAAUUCACUUUAGAAUGUAAGCUUAGCCCCAUAUGUACGAUAAUACAGUGCCUCCACGUGUCUUUUGGAGUAACACAUGUUAACUACAGACUGUCAGUCUAUGUCUAUCCUCUUAACCCAACAAUGACACCAUUUGUAUUGUAAGUAUGUAAGUGUACUCACUCUGAAGUGUACUCACUCUGAAGUGUACUCACUCUGAGCCUUGGAAACGUAUGCAGCUCUACAUCUUACUCUAUGACUAU
Messenger RNA from Spea bombifrons (plains spadefoot toad), 4161 nucleotides. RefSeq names its product transient receptor potential cation channel subfamily A member 1 (gene TRPA1). Gene Ontology annotation, biological process: transmembrane transport; monoatomic ion transport. Lineage: Eukaryota; Metazoa; Chordata; Amphibia; Anura; Pelobatidae. The coding region runs from base 141 to 3506 and encodes 1121 amino acids. The record is from RefSeq and is a predicted model, not a curated record. Gene Ontology annotation, molecular function: protein binding; monoatomic ion channel activity. The transcript is spliced from 28 exons. Gene Ontology annotation, cellular component: membrane.